Messenger RNA from Haliotis rubra (blacklip abalone), 1728 nucleotides. Its product is annotated as avirulence protein AvrXa10-like. Bases 273 to 1022 code for a protein of 249 amino acids. Lineage: Eukaryota; Metazoa; Mollusca; Gastropoda; Lepetellida; Haliotidae. The transcript is spliced from 2 exons. The record is from RefSeq and is a predicted model, not a curated record.
GUUCACUAUUUCAGUCAAUACUGUUACACAUGUCAGAUGUCUGUUGAUAUUUCCAGUUACACAUGUCUUUCAUUCUGUUCAGAAUUCACUGUGGUUGUUUCUGUUUGUCCACUGUGUGUUCAUGUCUAUUUGUUUAUGUAUUGUAGCCAUAAUUAACUUGGAUAAUUUUGUACUUAAUGUUACCUUUUGCCGUAUGUUAGAUGCGAUAUAAAAUUGUUUCUGUAUGCUUGGUAGCAUCUUAAUUACAAACAUAUUAGGGGGUGGCUUACUUAAUGGUUGGGUAUUGGGCAGUGCUGUGUCCACACAAUGGGCUGCCUUCAGGCAGUGCUGUGUCCACACAAUGGGCUGUCAUCAGACAGUGCUGUGUCCACACAAUGGGCUGUCAUCAGGCAGUGCUGUGUCCACACAAUGGGCUGUCAUCAGGCAGUGCUGUGUCCAGACAAUGGGAUGUCAUCAGGCAGUGCUGUGUCCACACAAUAGGCUGUCACCAGGCAGUGCUGUGUCCAGACAAUGGGCUGUCCAGGCAGUGCUGUGUCCAGACAAUGGGCUGUCACCAGGCAGUGCUGUGUCCAGACAAUGGGCUGUCAUCAGACAGUGCUGUGUCCAGACAAUGGGCUGUCAUCAGACAGUGCUGUGUCCAGACAAUGGGCUGUCAUCAGGCAGUGUUGUGUCCAGACAAUGGGAUGUCAUCAGGCAGUGUUGUGUCCACACAAUGGGCUGUCAUCAGGCAGUGCUGUGUCCACACAAUAGGCUGUCACCAUGCAGUGCUGUGUCCAGACAAUGGGCUGUCACCAGGCAGUGCUGUGUCCAGACAAUGGGCUGUCAUCAGGCAGUGCUGUGUCCAGACAAUAGGCUGUCAUCAGGCAGUGCUGUGUCCACACAAUAGGCUGUCACCAGGCAGUGUUGUGUCCACACAAUGGGAUGUCACCAGGCAGUGCUGUGUCCACACAAUAGGCUGUCAUCAGACAGUGCUGUGUCCACACAAUAGGCUGUCACCAGGCAGUGCUGUGUCCACACAAUAGGCUGUCAUCAGCCAGUGCUGUGUCCACACAAUAGGCUGUCACCAUGCAGUGCUGUGUCCAGACAAUGGGCUGUCACCAGGCAGUGCUGUGUCCAGACAAUGGGCUGUCAUCAGGCAGUGCUGUGUCAAGACAAUAGGCUGUCAUCAGGCAGUGCUGUGUCCACACAAUAGGCUGUCACCAGGCAGUGUUGUGUCCACACAAUGGGAUGUCACCAGGCAGUGCUGUGUCCACACAAUAGGCUGUCACCAGGCAGUGCUGUGUCCACACAAUGGGAUGUCACCAGGCAGUGUUGUGUCCACACAGUGGGAUGUCACCAGGCAGUGCUGUGUCCACACAAUGGGAUGUCACCAGGCAGUGUUGUGUCCACACAAUAGGCUGUCACCAGGCAGUGCUGUGUCCAGACAAUGGGCUGUCAUCAGACAGUGCUGUGUCCACACAAUAGGCUGUCCUUCUUUAUUCAUUCCAGUAUUUUCAUUUGCUUCAUGUUUUGUUUAACAGUUGUUUUAUACAUUGUUUAUGUUGUUAUGCCUAUUGUACUUAUUUUCUGUAUAGCUUUCUUUCCAAAUCAUCUGUACUUGUCAACGCGUGGAUAUGCGUCAACUGGGGAAUUAGCUCAUGUUUAAGAUGAAGUGUACGUACACUACGUUGACAAGACGAAGGCAUAUGUUGAGCUCAAACUUCUUUAGUUACAUGACAAACAAAUACA